Molecule: messenger RNA, 413 nt
Organism: Pipistrellus kuhlii (Kuhl's pipistrelle)
Lineage: Eukaryota; Metazoa; Chordata; Mammalia; Chiroptera; Vespertilionidae
Product: cytochrome c oxidase subunit 6B1-like
Cellular component (GO): respiratory chain complex IV; mitochondrial inner membrane; mitochondrion
Source: RefSeq, a predicted model, not a curated record
AUGAGUUUAAAACUGGAGGUGGAUGUCUUGGCCACCAUAAAUAAUGCUGCAGUGAACAUAGGAGAAUCAGCAACAUGGCAGAAAACCAAAAUCAAGACCAAAAUCAAGAACUAUGGGACUGCUCCUUUUGACAGCCGCUUCCCCAACCAGAACUGGACCAGGAACUAAUAGCAGAACUACCUGGUUCACUGCUGUGAGCAGGCAACAACUGCUAAAGGGGGUGAUGCCUGCGUGUGUGAAUGGUGCCGGCGUGUGUACAAGUCCCUGUGCCCAAUAUUCUGGGUUUCGGUCUGGGAUGACCGCUGGGGAGAAGGCACAUUUCCUGGGCAGGUCUGAACUGAAUGCACCCCUGUCCUCUGCCAUCCAUCCUUCUCCCAGGAAGGUGAGGGGGGACCUGGGAAUGUCCCACUCUA